GCUGUUUUCAAGUUUUCACCUCAGAGCUUUGGUUCUGUUCUGCUACGAAUGUUUGGUCUGCGUGGCAGCUCAAGCUUGCUGAGAUGCGUGCAAUCCCUAUCUCAGCCCACUCAAAGGCCUUGUUAUAAUCUUCUACGCUCAAGUUUACAUUCAAAUACCAUAACGCGCACUUAUGCUACACAGCUCACUCCCCCACCGACCUCAGCACCCUCUGCAACUUCUCUAGACGCAUCGACCACCCUUUUUAAAACCUACAAACCCGUUUCACCUGGUGUUCGUCACCUUCGUAGACCUAUCAACAACCAUAUCUACCCAGGAAGACCUCUCCGUCUCCUCACCGCACCUCUCCGAAAAAAAGGUGGUCGAAAUGCUCACGGUCGCAUCACAGUACGCUUCAGAGGAGGAGGACACAAGCAACGUAUUCGUGUCGUUGAUUUCAUGCGCAAGGCGCCAGGUAUAUGUGAUGUCGUGCGCAUAGAGUACGACCCUGGCAGGUCGGCACAUAUUGCACUGGUGAAGAACAGGAAUCCAGAAUUGGACGGGCUGAAGAAGUGGAGCUAUAUUCUAGCAUGCGAGGGUAUGAGGGCUGGCGAUGUAGUAGAGAGCUUCAGGUCGGGUAUACCCGAAGGGUUUGUCCCUGGAUAUGUUGACUCUAGGGAUAAGCGUAACAGCACUGGCGAGGCCACAGAGGCUCAAGCACAAUCUAGCACAGAGUCCUCUUCAGCAGCUCUUGCACUUGGUAUUCUUCGUGCCAAAACAGUCAAGCCUGGGAACGUCCUUCCUCUACGUCUUAUCCCUACAGGCACGGUCAUUCAUUGUGUCUCCCUGAAACCCGACGGCAAGGGUUUACUCGUGCGUUCCGCAGGGUCGUUCGCACAAAUUGUUACGCACGAGGAAUCUGGGCGGUAUUCCCUCGUUCGAUUGCAGAGCGGUGAAGUGCGAAAGAUAUUGCAAGACUGCUGUGCAAUAGUGGGAAAGGUGAGCAACCCGUUGUGGAAGAGCCGUAAACUGGGUAAAGCUGGGAGAAAUCGCUGGCUGGGUUGGAGGCCUCGUGUCAGAGGUGUAGCGAUGAACGCGAAGGACCACCCUCACGGAGGUGGACGUGGUAAAUCGAAAUCGAACAAACAUCCUGUAUCUAUAUGGGGAUGGCCUACCAAGGGCAAGCGCACUCGCAAACCUGGACCUAAGGGCCCAAAGAACAGCAACAAGAUGGUUGUUCGCGAAAGGCCAAGAGGAAAAGAAAAGCGAAUGGGUACUGCAUGAGUUAUUUUAUUUCAAGGGUGCAAUGUCAUUCUAGUCGCAUACAUUGUUAUCCAGACAUUGCUAAUUUGUUGUUUGUGCGGUUUGAAAUUUCAUGUUGCUCGUCGAUUUUCAGAACGGGUGAGAUUGAGGCUGGAAGUAGACUCCCAUAUAUAUCGAUCUUCAAUCACUCAGGGCUCCAAAACUUCCAUUCAAAUUAACACUGUCAAAACCGUAAUUUUCUCGUAACCGAGAUGGGUGCCAGGGUUUGUUGGACAUGUACGCUGUCGUGGUGACCUGUCUAUCUCAUCCAUGUCCAGCAUCCCGUCAUUGCUGAUACCAAAUUGCACCGAGUUUAAUCUCUCCUGCCAUGUAGCUGUUGGAAUCUGAAUCUGGAAUGUUCAAUUGCUUUCGACAUCUAUUAUGCAUCGCCAUGGUCAAGUCUU
Serpula lacrymans var. lacrymans S7.9 is the source of this 1685-nucleotide messenger RNA. RefSeq lists its product as uncharacterized. Gene Ontology annotation, cellular component: ribosome; large ribosomal subunit. Gene Ontology annotation, molecular function: RNA binding; transferase activity; structural constituent of ribosome. The transcript has 2 exons. The coding region runs from base 49 to 1263 and encodes 404 amino acids. NCBI's taxonomy places the organism in Eukaryota, Fungi, Basidiomycota, Agaricomycetes, Boletales, Serpulaceae. Gene Ontology annotation, biological process: cytoplasmic translation. The record is from RefSeq and is a predicted model, not a curated record.